GUCACAGUGCCUAAACUGGGCCAUGAUCAUAUACCGCAUUCGACGGUCCUGAUACUAUCUUAUCAUCUGGCUGGUUCUCACUCCUACCUUUCCUUUCUACCAAUUUUAUAUCUUUCACGUUGUUCAUGGACGAACACAAUUGAAACCCCACAAACAGAGCAAAAAAAAAAAAAAAAAGGAAAAAAGAAACGAUGGCGAGUUUUAUACUUCAAGUCCCAAGAACUGUGAGAUGCUUCCCUGUUUCUGCUUCAUCUAAUGGGGCUUCUGUGAGUGGGUCUCAGAGUGGAGGGAAUGGGGGCCCGGUCAUAGUGGAGCUUCCGCUCGAUAAGAUAAAACGGCCGUUGAUGCGAACGAGAGCGAACGAUCCUCACAAAGUUAAGGAACUUAUGGACAGUAUCCAAGAAAUCGGCCUCCAAGUACCUAUUGAUAUUCUUGAGGUCGAUGGAGUUUACUAUGGUUUCUCGGGUUGCCAUCGUUACGAGGCUCACCAGCGCUUAGGGCUCCCAACAAUCCGUUGCAAAAUUCGACGCGGAACAAAAGAAACUCUCAGGCAUCACCUCCGCUGACAUUUAGCAGUCGCCAUUCUAGAGAACAGAUUUAUGUGAGCCCUCGGAAGUGUUGCUGCAAACAAUAACCAUAUAGUCUAUCAUCCUCGAGAUAUGCAUAUUUCUAUCCAUGGUGUUGCCUGUUAUUGAUAACAUCUGGUCUGGUUUUGUCAGCUACAAAAAUUUGCAAAUAAGAAGUAAAUAUAAGUCUCUCUCUUCUACUUUGUUCUUUCUUUAAUACAAAGAGAAGGCACCAGGGUUACAUGUGAUAGAACUACCAUUGAUUUUAAGUGUAACCAUGUCUUUAUUUCAAUGAAGAAAAGCAAGGAUCCUACGAAAUGGAAUGUGA
Molecule: messenger RNA, 894 nt
Organism: Juglans regia (Persian walnut)
Lineage: Eukaryota; Viridiplantae; Streptophyta; Magnoliopsida; Fagales; Juglandaceae
Product: sulfiredoxin, chloroplastic/mitochondrial
Exons: 5
Coding region: 192-566 (124 amino acids)
Biological process (GO): cellular response to oxidative stress
Cellular component (GO): cytoplasm
Molecular function (GO): sulfiredoxin activity
Source: RefSeq, a predicted model, not a curated record